GGCAGGCAGGCAGGCAUCGCGGGUGAGGGAUUACUACCAGCAGCGGCGAAGCCGGGCGCUGGAGAGCCUGGGGACCUGGUGGGUCCGCACGCGGGUCGCGACGAACUGGCAUCGAUGGGAGUCGGGCACAGCUGACCACCACCGCCCAGCCGCUCGCUGCGAUGGUGACUGGCUUGAGCCUCCUGCUGCGCGUCCUGCCGCUACUGCUGUGGGGCUGCCAGGACGCACAGCCCACCCCGCGCGGACACCCGGAGCUACGCCAGGAGGCAGAGGCAUUCCUGGAGAAGUAUGGAUACCUCAGUGAGCAGGGGUCCAAAGUUCCAGCCUCCACUCAGUUCAGCGACGCCAUCCGAGAGUUCCAGUGGGUAUCCCAGCUGCCCAUCAGCGGUGUGCUGGACCGGGCCACACUGCGUCAGAUGACACGCCCACGCUGUGGGGUUGCAGAUACCGACAGUCACGCAACUUGGAUAGAGAGGAUCCGUGCCCUGCUUGCUGGACACCUCGCCAAAAUGGGGCGUAAGAAACGCUUUGCAAAGCCAGGUCACAAAUGGUACAAGCAGCAUCUUUCCUACCGCCUGGUGAACUGGCCCAAGAGCCUGCCUGAGCCAGCUGUGCGAGGGGCUGUCCGUGCCGCCUUCCAGCUAUGGAGUAAUGUGUCAGCGCUGGAGUUCUGGGAGGCCCCAGCCACAGGCCCUGCUGACAUCCGCCUCACCUUCUUCCAAGGAGACCACAAUGAUGGGCUGGCCAACGCCUUCGAUGGCCCAGGGGGCGCCCUGGCGCACGCCUUCCUGCCCCGCCGAGGCGAAGCGCAUUUCGACCAAGACGAGCGUUGGUCUCUGAGUCGCCGCCGUGGGCGCAACCUGUUCGUGGUGCUGGCUCACGAGAUCGGCCACACGCUCGGUCUCACGCACUCGCCCGCGCCACGUGCGCUCAUGGCGCCCUACUACAAGAAGCUGGGCCGUGACGCCUUGCUCAGCUGGGACGAUGUGCUGGCGGUGCAGAACCUGUACGGAAAGCCCCUAGGACGCUCAGUAGCCACCCAACUCCCUGGAAAGAUAUUCACUGACUUUGAAGCCUGGGACCCCCACAACUCCCAGAGCAGACGCCCGGAAACCAGAGGACCUAAAUACUGCCACUCUUCCUUUGAUGCCAUCACUGUAGAUGGGCAAUGGCGACUGUACGUCUUCAAAGGGAGUCACUUCUGGGAAGUCACAGCUGAUGGCAAUGUUUCAGAGCCUCAUCCACUACAGAAAAGAUGGCCGGGACUGCCCUCUAGUAUUGAGGCUGCUGCAGUGUCUCUGGAAGAUGGAGACUUCUACUUCUUCAAAGGGAAUCGCUGUUGGAGGUUCCAUGGCGCGAAGUCCGUGUUCGCACAGCUCUGCCGGGCAGGUGGUCUGCCCCGACACCCAGACGCAGCUCUCUUCUUCCCGCCUCUGCGCCGCCUAGUCCUCUUCAAGGGUUCCCGCUACUACGUGCUGGCUCGAGGAGGGAUGCAAGUGGAGCCCUACUAUCCCCGCAGUCUGAGGGACUGGGCCGGGGUCCCUGAGGAGGUCAGCGGCGCCCUGCCAAGGCCGGACGGCUCCAUUAUCUUCUUUAGAGAUGACCACUAUUGGCACUUGGAUCAAGCCAAACUGCGGGUGACCAGCUCUGGCCGCUGGGCCACCGAGCUGUCCUGGAUGGGCUGUUGGAAUGCCAACUCAGGAGGUGCCCUGUUCCAAAGGCUCCCCGUCACUGAAUGAACUGUGGUUGCUGCCACCUGAGGGGUGGGACCUGUCUAGGAAGGCCCUCGGCCUCUCAAGAACCUCCUGGGCAGUAAGGACUCCAAGCAGGAAUCACUCUGCAUUUGUUCCCCGUGGUGGAAGAACUAGGGUUCCCAUAGCCUUUACCGUCAAGGACCCCUUUCCUUCCAACUUGUGUAUGUGGGGGGGGGCAGAUUCUGUUGUGGUGAAGAUGCCGUGAAGUGCCCAGGA
Messenger RNA from Rattus rattus (black rat), 1970 nucleotides. It is a transcript of the gene Mmp28, whose product is annotated as matrix metallopeptidase 28. Gene Ontology annotation, biological process: collagen catabolic process; extracellular matrix organization; proteolysis. Gene Ontology annotation, molecular function: zinc ion binding; metalloendopeptidase activity. Lineage: Eukaryota; Metazoa; Chordata; Mammalia; Rodentia; Muridae. The transcript has 8 exons. The record is from RefSeq and is a predicted model, not a curated record. Gene Ontology annotation, cellular component: extracellular matrix. The coding region runs from base 162 to 1739 and encodes 525 amino acids.